GCCCCCGGUCGGAUCUGAGCAGGAAGUGCAGCUGAGCGCACAGGAGCAGCGGCUGGUGUCGGACGAGCGGCGGCACCGGGAUGUCCCUAAACUAACGCGGCCGUGAAGGGAAUGCUCCCCGGUGUUCACCAUGGUCCCGGGUGUUGUGUACGCGCUGCUGGCGGGGUUCCUCGGGGCCGUGGCUUCGUCCUCGGCCAAGCUGUCUCUGGGAGCGGACUAUCUGAAGGGAGUGUGUGAGACCGGGCUGCGGACAUGGGGCGAGCAGCGGCGGUUCCGACACGCGGACGAGACUACGGCGUGUGACCGGCUUCACAUUCCCCUGCGGCUGCUGUGUGGGGGGCUGCUCUUCACCUGUAAUGCUGUGAUGUGGACCUUUCUGGCCAAAGCUCUCAGGUACUCCUCUUCCUCAGCCCAAACCACUGUGACCACCACCGCCUCCAACUUCGUAUCUUCCGCGUUCCUGGGGCAGCUGCUGUUUGGCGAGGCCCAGAUGACGCUGUGGUGGGUGGGCAUCUCCCUCACCCUCACUGGGCUCCUGGUCCUUCACCGAGUCUCACCACAGGAGAGACCACAAAGCACAGAAGAUAAGAGGGAUGAAUAGUAGUAAGUUUGUCUCCACUGGCUCAGAUUGUCUUUAAAAAACAUUAUAUUAGCCAGGGCAUCACCAAUGUCUAAAAGUACCAAAAAAUGCUUUCAAUAUGGUUGGUUAUAUCCAGAUUUCAAUAUUGUUGGCCAGAAUUAUGGUUAAAGGUGCACUGUGUCAUUUUUCAGUUGGGGGUCCGUCACCUGCUUGUUUCAGUGGAUAUAUCAUUGCUUUGUUUAAAAUGUUCCGCAAUAUGACAUUAAACAGAUCUACCUUAGUGGUUUUACUGCACAAAAGUACACAGAAAAACAACUAUUCAAACUGUGAGGACGGCUGCCACUCCACAGAUCUGACCUGUAACUUGGUCUGGUUUAGUGUCUGUGAAGAUAGAAAGAUUUAAUGCCAUACUGUGAAACAUUCCAGAUAAAGCAAUAACAUCUCCAUAAGUUACACAAUGCACCUUUAAAAUAGUAAUUUAAGUUGUUUUAUUUUAAACUGAAUGCCCUUUUUUCAGGCAAUCAUCAAUUUUUUCUUGAAAUGGAGCGUAAAACGUCUAAAAUGUUACUUAUAUAUAUACUUUUAAUUAUUUGGUUCAUUGAUAAUUACUAGUUACAGAGCUGUUAACCUAUGCUCUCUAAAUUCAAAUGUUUAGAAAUGUCUGACAGUCUGGCUAGUGGAGACAAAAUAAAAGUUGUUUAUAGAAAUGAAAUGAAGCAAAAAUCACUAUUAGCUUUACACUAUAUUGAUGGACUUUUGUCACAGAACGUCACGUUAACAUGGUUGGAAAAACAGUAACAUUUGUGAGUACGUGGAUGGCAGAUCACCGAAGCUUUUAAGUCACUGGUCUUAAGUUAAAGAAGCACUACGUAACUUUUCUAGUGCUGAGUCCACCUCCUGUUUGUUUCUAAUGCAUUGCCUGGAUUGUUUACAUACUGUUAAACAUAACUAUCUUGUAUUAAUUAAAGGUGCAUUGUGUAACUUUUCUGGAGGAGGGUCUGCCACCUACUUGUCUCCAUGGAGAUGUUAUUGUUUUGUCUGGAAUGUCCCGGUAUGGCAUUAAACUUAUCCAUCUUGCAUUUACUCAAUAACAUAGUUUUUAAUUGAACUAAAAACAUGCAUUCUUACUAUGAGUGGGCACCUCUCUACAGACCUGACAUGUAACUUAGUCCUGUGGUGUCACCUGCUCUCUCUGUAGCGAUAAAUCAGUUUAAUGCCAUACUGUGGAACAUUCCAAGCAACAUGUCCAUGGAGGGAAGCAGAUGACGGGUCCUACACCAGAAAAGUUACACAGUCCAUCUUUAAAUGAGUGUUUUUAUUGCAAAAAAAUACCUUGAAAAUAUGUAUUCUUACUGUGAGCAGCUUGUUUCUAUGGAGAGAGAUACAUUUAAUGCCAAUCUGUGGAACAUUACAGGUAAAGCAUACAUGAAAACAAGCAGGAGCACAAACCCUCUACUAGAAAAGUUAUGUAGCGCACCUUUAAAUUAUGCUGACAGUCAACAUUAUAAACUGGCAUCAAAUCAGGAGGAACAGUUCUGAUGUAGCACUGAGAGGUUGGGGCUGUUUCAUUCUUUUUGCCUUUCUGAAUCUGUUUUUUGAAUCUGAGCUUUUGAGAUGAGAAAGACCCAUGUGUUUGUGCAAAUUAAGUUUCACAUUUAAUCCCAUACGCUUGUUAUAAUGUGUCUCUUCUUAUUCAUCAUGUUUAAAUUUAAUCCUGAAUUGUAACUUUCCAAAAACAAGCUUCUCAAAUUCAUUAUUUUUUCACAGUCAUCUCAAUUGAAUUAGAUACUUAUUCUAUAGUCACAGCUGCCCUGGGGCAAACUGAGAUGUGGCACAGACAUUGCUUGCUUACAUCCUCUACUACUAGGGAUGCACUGAUCCAGCUUUUCCAGUUCCGAUACCGAUCCUUUUGGUAUCUGCUGAUAUCCGAUAUUAACCCAUACCAGUGUAAGGACUGAAAAAGGCACUUAUUUCCAACAACAAAAGUUAUCUUAGUACAAAACAGAUUUAUUGGUCUAGUUGUUUUAUUUAUCCAGCAAAUAACAGUUGAAGAGCUUUGUAUGAAUAAAAAUUAAAAACAAUACAAAAUGUUCUAGGUCAACAUUUGGGGUAAUUACUAAUAAUAAAAAGCUCAACCAGGAUAAAGCGAUAUCAUGGAACCAAAACCUGGUGCAGCACAUUUUUCUUGAUCUUUGCCGAUGUUCUAUACCAGUAUCAGUAUUAGUGCAUCCCUAUCUAUACCUAUAACAAUGAUACAAUGCUAUACAAGAGAGAUGUGUGAAGUGUCUUGCCCAAUAACACAACAGCAAUGAAACUGGAGAUAGUGAGGAUCUCCAAAUUAUUCCAUUCUCUCUUUCUCAAUUGCAACUAAAGGAAGACACAGUAAAGCAUCUCUUACUACAUUUUUACAUAACCAUUUGAAACCAUAACACUUUGUCCUUUUGAGCUGCACCUUCCGCACAACAACACAAAAAUAUGUUUCUUAAUUAGUAUUCAUUUUGCAUCCGCCGCAGGGUCGCACUGAUGUUAGCUACAUUAAAAGCUUUCCUCUUGUCCCCAGAGACGCCACAAUAACAUCACAACAACAUCACAUAAGUCUCAUAUCACUGUGAUGUGGUGCUGCCAGUAAACAGAGAGACCAGAGGGAGCUAUAAGAGUUUAUGUGUACAUUAAACAGGAGGGUGCUUGACAUUAAAGUGCCUAUGACAGGUUGGACUACUCAUUUCUUUAAAACACAGUUGUUAUAUUACAUUAUAUUUCUUUGUACCGUUGUUUUGGUUAUAGAUUUUACUUCCUGGUUUAAUCACACUAGGGAUUUAGAUUACCUUACCUAGCAACAAUAUAGUACACUAAACUGGUCAAAUGUGCAGAUAAAUUAAUAUUGAUGAAUACAAAUUUAAGAAAACACCUUUAUUUUGUUGAAAAAUGUUUAAAAUAUAUUGGAAAAAAUGUGUUUAUUGUGUAAAUUGUGACUAAACUUUUUGACAGAAUUCAAUCAGUUGAAACGGUCUAAAAUAUAACUCUUCAAUUCCUGUAAUUUUCAACAUAUUUUUCAAUUUUCUUCACAAAUUGCUUCUUGAUUGGUGUAAAACUAUAAUUUAUAUUUACACCAAGUAGUAUCCCAUCAAAUUAAAUGUGACUUAUAUGUAACUUUUUGGUAGAAGGUCCACCAUCUGCUUGACUCCAUGUAGAUGUUUUUUUUUUCAUGGAAUGAUUAAUUUAACUAUCUCCGUGGAGACGAGCAGCCCACAUCACCAGGCCAAGUUACAGGUCAGAUCUGUGGAGAAGUGGGCCUGCUCACAGUAAUAAUGUGUUUUUACAGUAGUUUUGAAAAAUAAAAAAUAAAAUGUAAUUGAAUAAAUACAAGCAAAGCAAUAACAUCACCAUGGAGAGAAGCAGAUGGUGGGCCAUCUACCAGGAAAGUUACACAAUGCACCUUUAAGUCAAAAUGUGAGAAUCAUCAGAACCUGUCAUACGCACAUUAAAAGAGCUUUUUACAUAUCAUUAUAAUAUAAAUGCAUAAUGGUAGCUCUUUGGUGUUGAAACCACAGCAGCGACGCACACAGCGAUCCACCGUGCUUCCAGCUGCCUGUUGAGUUAUUAUUGUAACGUGUGAUUUACUGUACAUCCCUGUCAAUGUGAUCUCAAGUAUUUUUCAUUUGCAAAACGGUGUUAAACAGAAGAUUUACUCAAGAAAAGUAGUACCAGUGUUUUCCAUAGAUUCUGGGGAGACUAUGGUGGCACUAGAUUUUAAUAACCUCAUUUUAUUUAAUUUAUAAUUAGUGGAGUAUAAAUGAUGUUUAUUUCCUGUAUUCAGUCUUAAAGCAGUACUUUUAACGCUGUAUAGCAACUUUUAAAUGUUUAUGAUAGCACGAUAGACAAGAAAGAUUUUGUGAUGCCAAAGUAUAGUCCAGGUUGUUUUUAGACUAUAGGGGAGAAUUUUAAACUAUGGGGUGCCACCAUAGUCUCUUAUAUUUAUGUAAAACACUGAUAGGUGAAAUGGUGCUGUGUUCAUCUUGCACUGUUAAACUGUAAGAAAGUGGUCAAAAAUGUCCUCUGUAGAUCAAUAAAGUUUGUCAAAGUUUAAGAAUCUAUAGCAAAAAGGUCCAUGCAUCAAACAGUGGCAGUGGAUUUCAAAUCUUAUGUCCUUAACUAUAGGUCAACUAGUGCUUUUUCAUUCAUUUUUCAUUGUAAUAAUUAUUUGCAAAUUAAAAACAGUAGGAUUCAGUUCACAUUGUUAAUACACCCAGGGACAUUAGCAUUAGAGCAGAGUGCCCAAACCUUUCUCAUCAAAGGGCCACAUAUCUAAACAGAGACAAAGCAGAGGGCUAAUUGAGGGCCAUAGACUGGUGGUUAAUACAGAUUAAAAUAUGUGCAUUUCUAACAGAUUAGAAUGAGUCCGUAGACCUUUAUGUAUGUUUAGAUCCUCAAAAGGACACAUAGAAUAUUUGAUAAUGGCUUUAUAAAGGCAGAUUUUCAAAAAGCCUUACGUGCUACUCAAAGAAAUAUGUCUCAACUCAUACAAAAAAGCCCACAUUAGGCCAUAGUUUGGACUUGUCUGCAUUAGAGCGAAGAUUUACAAUUUAUAGGCAAUGGUACUAAUACAGUAUAUUUUGUUGUUUGUUGUUUGAGAAAAUGAUAUGGCACUUAAAUAAUUCCAGUCUGCAAAUUUUGCUAAUUGCAGUCAUUCAAACUGUGCUCUUGGUUUGAUUGCAAAACAUUUAGCUGCUGUAAUCACAACGAUUUUAAACCUCCACUUCAGCUCUGCAAUGAACACAGCACCACUCGUCUCAUUCACUUGUAUCAGAAGUCCUUUGCCUUUAUUUCGUACGUGUCUUUGCGGUGCCUGGUCUGAUCCCACUCUCACUGUAAACUUCUGCAGAGCAUGGCCUUGAGCACGAUUUUCAGAUAUACUUCAAUAAUAUACUUAAAUGCACUGGACACUGUAAAAACUAAUAUAACAGACUGAAUAUGACAAAAUGCAUGUCAAAUAUUCAACUGGAAACUCACUGCAAAAUGUGACCUUUAAGUCUAGACUAGAGCAGUGAUUUUAACUGGUGUCAUUGUGAUGGAACGUAAAUGUCAUGUUUUGUCUAUAACUUAAACCAAUCUGGUAUUCAAUUUGUACUGACUAUAAAUAAAAACACUUAAAUUGGGAUGUUAAAGGACCUAUAUUACACUAUGUUCUGAUCUGUUAUAAUGUUGUUUCCUCAUCAAAAAUAUCCCUGGAGUUGCGUUUUGUUUUUUGUUUUCAUUCACAUGUUUAACGCACAAAUCCUAAGUUCUUCUCUCAAACAGAAAACACUCUGUUCCACCUUGUGAUGUCAUGUGGUAAUACAGGAAGUGCUCCAUUGUGUUUUUAAACUCCACACACCUUCACUAGAAUCGUUUGGAUGAUUUCAGACAUGGAAUUGCCAAUUGCUACUGAACAAAAGGUACAAGGUAGUUGUUAACUACCACUUCAUGACAUCACAACAUGGAACAGAGCAUUUUGAGCUUUGGAGAUGUAGACAGACUAAUAAAAAAUAGUCACUCAAACUUGUGUAAAUGAAACAAAACACAAAUCCAGGUAUGUUUUAGAUGAAGUAACAAUAUUCUAACAUGGGAUAAAGCUCUCAAGAGUCAAUUUUGCGUGAUAUAGGACCUUCAAUUGAGUUUGAAUUAAUUUGAUUGUGUCAAAAGUUUGAGAUUAAUUAAGGUACCACAUUAGGCAACUGUAUUCAAAUAAAAAUGGGGCCAAAAACAGAUAUACGCCACAUUACACUGCAAAUAAAUGAUGUAUUGAGCACAAAUUGUUUAAAUAAAAACACUGUAUGGUUGGAUACAUUUUCUGCAGGAUUUUGCUCUUCAAAAUAUUGGUUGACAAUGAUUAAAUCCAUCCAUGUGUCUUAUUGAAAAUGUGUAAAGUGUAAAUAAAUGGUGUUAAUAGAAAACUGGCUGUGAAUAGGUCUCUAAUGAUGAGACAACAAUCACUGGUGAAUUAUGAAAUAAACAUUUUCAUCUGAAAUGCAAA
Messenger RNA from Boleophthalmus pectinirostris (great blue-spotted mudskipper), 6593 nucleotides. RefSeq names its product transmembrane protein 42. NCBI's taxonomy places the organism in Eukaryota, Metazoa, Chordata, Actinopteri, Gobiiformes, Gobiidae. Bases 131 to 601 code for a protein of 156 amino acids. The transcript has 4 exons. The record is from RefSeq and is a predicted model, not a curated record.